AGCAAGAACAAACCAAUUUUCAAACUGCAUUAUUUGUAUGUUUAGGUGGCUGUCAAUGCACACAUCCCUCCGGAUUAUCUUCUUAGGAUCUGUGAGAGACUCGGACCCCUUUUAGACAAGGAAAUCCCACAGAGUGUCCUAGGUGUGCAGACUUUGCUAGGUGUCGGGCGCCAGUCUCUAUUAAGGGCAGCAAAAGACUUCAGACAUACAUCAUGGAAAGGAUCUGCAUUUGCGGCUCUUCACAGAGGGCGGCCUCCCGAACUACCUGUAAAUUAUGGGAAACCACCAAAUGUGGUAAAUAUAAUUUCUGCCAGGCAAUUAACUGGAUGUGGACGUUUCAGCCACUUGUUCCCAACGUCCACCUACCAACACAUGAAAAUGCAUAAGAGGAUUUUGGGACAUCUAUCAUCUGUUUAUUGUAUAGCCUUUGAUCGUAGCGGAAGAAGAAUUUUUACAGGGUCAGAUGAUUGUUUGGUCAAAAUCUGGGCUACAGAUGAUGGGCGCCUGCUCUCCACGUUGCGAGGACACUCGGCUGAAAUCUCUGACAUGGCUGUUAACUACGAGAACACGCUGCUGGCUGCGGGCAGCUGCGAUAAAGUCGUCCGAGUCUGGUGUCUUCGAACCUGUGCCCCAGUCGCAGUGCUGCAGGGCCAUUCAGCUUCCAUUACUUCCAUACAGUUCUCUCCAGCAAGGAAAGGAACAACACGAUACCUCACUUCUACUGGUGCUGACGGAACAAUCUGUUUCUGGCAGUGGCAUGCGAACACCAUGAAAUUUAAGGAUCGCCCUGUAAAAUUUGCAGAGAGGUCCAGACCUGGUGUUCAGAUAUCUUGUUCAUCUUUCAGUUCUGGUGGCAUGUUCAUUGCGACAGGUAGUACUGACCACGUGAUAAGAAUUUAUUAUUUGGGCUCAGAAUCUCCGGAGAAAAUGGCUGAGUUAGAAUCUCAUACGGACAAGGUGGUUGCAGUCCAGUUCUGUAACAAUGGUGACAGCUUAAGAUUUGUGAGUGGAAGCAGAGAUGGAACAGCAAGAAUAUGGCACUAUCAGCAGCAGGAUUGGAAGAGUGUAGUCCUGGAUAUGGCUACUAAAAUGACAGGAAACAGCGUAGCAUCUGGGGAGGACAAGGUGACUAAGCUGAAGGUUACUAUGGUGGCCUGGGAUAGAUAUGAUGCCACUGUCAUCACUGCAGUCAACAAUUUUCUUCUCAAAGUGUGGAACUCAUCCACGGGGCAGCUUCUCCAUAGCUUAUCUGGUCAUGAUGAUGAAGUUUUUGUUCUGGAGGCCCAUCCGUUUGACCAAAGAAUUGUCCUUUCAGCGGGUCAUGAUGGAAAUAUUUUUGUUUGGGAUAUAGACAAAGGAACUAAAAUUCGAAAUUACUUUAACAUGAUUGAGGGCCAAGGCCAUGGAGCUGUUUUUGAUUGCAAGUUCUCACCAGAUGGACAGCAUUUUGCCUGCACAGACUCUCAUGGACAUCUGCUACUAUUUGGUUUUGGAUGCAAUAAAUAUUAUGAGAAGAUUCCAGAUCAGAUGUUCUUCCAUACGGAUUACCGACCGCUGAUCCGUGAUGCAAAUAACUAUGUGUUGGAUGAACAGACUCAACAGGCUCCGCAUCUUAUGCCUCCUCCGUUCUUGGUGGAUGUGGAUGGAAAUCCUCAUCCCACGAGAUUCCAGCGGCUGGUACCAGGGAGGGAAAAUUGCAAAGAUGAACAACUUAUUCCUCAGCUGGGAUAUGUAGCUAAUGGUGAUGGUGAAGUAGUUGAACAAGUCAUUGGGCAGCAAACUAAUGACCAGGAUGAGAGUAUCCUUGAUGGAAUGAUCAGAGAGCUACAGAGGGAACAAGAUCUGAGACUAAUUAAUGAAGGAGAAACUCUUCCAAACCCUCCACUCAAUAGAUCCCACUCUGUUAAUGGGGCUCUUCGAAGUCCAGGUUUAGAUGUUGCAUCUCCACCAAACGUUGGUCUCCGGAGGAGCGGUCAGAUCGAAGGGGUCCGGCAGAUGCAUCACAACGCUCCCCGAAGUCAAAUGGCAACGGAGAGAGAUCUCAUGGCGUGGAGCAGGAGAGUGGUGGUCAAUGAGCUUCCUCCAGGCAUCAGCAAGGUCCAGGAAGAAUGUCGAGCUGCCAAAGGUGAAAUCGAAAUUAAUUUAUACACUGUUGAAAAGAAGAGAAAGCCAUCCCACACCUUACAACGGAAUGAUUACCAAGUGGGAAGUGGCAGGUCUUUGAGAAGAAACCAACGCAAGCGCCAGCACGCCUACCAAACGCGCUCCACCAUAGAGCACAACCAGCCAGGAGCAAGUCAGAACGCACGUGCCCGGGAGGAAUCAGACAGUUCCUCAGAGGAAGAUGAGACCGUUGGCACAAGCGAUGCAUCUAUGGAUGAUCCUGUGGCAGCUUGGCAAAGUGAAAGCAGUUCCAGUGAUUCGUCAAGUGAAUAUUCUGACUGGACAGCAGAUGCUGGGAUUAAUCUCCAGCCUCCAAAGAGACAAACCAGGCAGGCGGCUCGGAAAAUCUGUAGCAGUUCUGAAGAUGAAAAUAUGAAGGGAACAAAAGGACUGGAGCCAAAACGAAGGAAACUUAAACAGCCUAGAAAAAAGAAACCAAGUGGACUGCUUUCGAUGGAAGGAGAACCCAGUGAGGAAUGGCUGGCCCCACAGUGGAUCUUGGACACCAUACCCCGCCGCUCACCUUUCGUCCCACAAAUGGGAGACGAGAUCAUAUACUUUAGGCAAGGCCAUGAAGCUUAUGUGCGAGCAGUAAGGAAAGCAAAAAUUUACAGUAUUAACAUGCAAAAACAACCAUGGAACAAAAUGGAACUCAGGGAACAAGAAUUUGUGAAGACUGUAGGAAUUAAAUAUGAAGUUGGCCCUCCUACGCUCUGCUGCUUGAAGCUUGCAUUCCUAGAUCCAAUCACGGGCAAAAUGACAGGAGAAUCAUUUUCCAUAAAGUACCAUGAUAUGCCAGAUGUUAUUGACUUCCUUGUGCUGCAUCAGUUUUAUAAUGAAGCCAAAGAAAGGAACUGGCAAAUAGGGGAUAGAUUUCGCAGUAUCAUAGAUGACGCUUGGUGGUUUGGAACCGUGGAGAGUCAGCAGCCAUUCCAGGCAGAAUAUCCUGAUAGUUCCUUCCAGUGCUACUGUGUUCACUGGGACAAUAAUGAAAGAGAGAGGAUGAGUCCAUGGGACAUGGAACCAAUUCCAGAAGGAACUGCUUAUCCAGAGGAGGUUGGUGCUGGAGUUCCUGUGACUCCGGAUGAGCUGACAGCUCUUCUCUACAAACCCCAGGAAGGAGAAUGGGGGGCCCAUUCCAGAGAUGAAGAAUGUGAACGAGUAAUCCGGGGGAUUGAGCAACUUCUUUCCCUUGACAUUUCUAAUCCCUUUGCUGUUCCUGUGGACCUUAGUGCCUAUCCCAUGUAUUGCACUGUUGUUGCUUAUCCAACUGACCUCACCACAAUCAGGAGGAGACUUGAAAACAGGUUUUAUAGGAGAAUCUCUGCGCUGAUGUGGGAGGUACGAUACAUUGAACAUAAUGCUAGGACUUUCAACGAGCCAGACAGUCCUAUAGUCAAAGCAGCCAAAAUUGUAACAGAUGUCUUACUUCGCUUCAUUGGGGAUCAGAGUUGUACUGAUAUAUUAGAAAUAUAUAACAAGGUGAAAGCAGAAGACCUGAGUAGUACUGAUGAAGAAGAGGAGGUGGCAGAAGUCGAUGUAGAUUCAGACGCUCCAGGAACUUCCUCUGGAAAAAGACGAGUAAGACGACGAAUAAAAAGACAACCCACGAAAGCAAGUCCUGAUGCUUGGAAAGACCAAUGCAAGCAGUUGUUAAACCUGAUUUAUGAAAGAGAGGACUCGGAGCCUUUUAGGCAGCCAGUUGAUCUCUUCUCCUAUCCUGAUUAUCGAGAUAUUGUAGACACUCCUAUGGACUUCAGCACUGUGAAAGAAACCUUGGAAGCAGGAAACUAUACUAGUCCCUUGGAAUUCUACAAAGAUAUUCGUUUAAUAUUCUGCAACUCUAAGGCUUACACUCCUAAUAAAAAGUCUCGAAUUUACAGCAUGACACUUCGACUAUCUGCCUUAUUUGAAAAUCAUAUGAAAAAUAUCAUCUCUGAGUACAAGUCAGCGAUGCAAUGUCAGAAGAGGAAAAGGCCACGGUACCGAAAACGGCUAAGAAGCAGUAGCAGUUCCCCAUCCACUAGCAGAGCAUCCAGCCCAAAAGGGAAACAGAAGCAAAUGAAGAUUCAACCUAAACCCAACCAGAAUACCUCACUGCCUUUGACCAGGACGAGUUCUUCAGUUUCAUCUCAUGUUUCAGAUACAGCAGAAGAACCUCUGGGUUCCGUCACUGGUGAAGAGAUGGAAGGCCAGCCAUCUUCCUCAGGCUCCAAUGCACAGAACAGAAGUGGAAGUACCAUUGAUCCAGGGAAAAGUAGACCAAUCAGGAGUAAAUCUACACCAGUGAAACAAGAUCACUCUCCUGAUGGACCACUUACAAACGGCGACGGCAGAGAACCUCGGACAGGAGUCAAGAGGAAAUUACUAAGUGCAUCAGAAGAAGAUGAGCAUCUGGAGGAGGUGGAGGAAGAGGAGAAGAAGAAGAGAGAACUAAAGGAAAAAUCUGGUUUAUCUUCAUCAGAAAGUGGGGAAUCGGGAUCCAGUUCCAGUUCUGAAAGCAGAAGUGGCUCUGAUUCAGACUCUGAAUCAACAUCUAGAACGGAUCAGGAUUACAUUGACGGAGACCAUGACUACAGCAAAGUUGUGCAAUCCAAAAAACCCAAAAGGAAAAUCAAAAGAAAAAUCACCGGUGGGAAACGGAAUUGGCAGGGCAGAGGGACAGGGAGGAGAGGUAGAUGGGGGCGGUGGGGGCGAUGGAGUAGGGGGGGAAGAGGUGGUAGAGGUGGGAGAGGCUGUGGCAGAGGGAGAGGUGGCGGCAGGGGAGGAAGAAGAGGCCGAGGAGGCCGAGGGGCCUCGCGAGGAGCCACCAGAGCGAAACGUGCCCGAAUUACAGACGAUGAAUUUGAAAACCUGUUUGGGGGACAGUUUGGUGAAAACGUGUUUGGAGGGCGGUUCAGCAGACCUCCUCGAAUCAAAACAAGGAACGAAGGCAGGAGAACUGUCUUGUACAACGACGAUUCUGACAAUGACAAUUUUGUGCACACCGAGGAUCCUUUGAACCUUGGUACUUCCAGGUCAGGCAGGGUGCGGAAAAUGACAGAAAAAGCCAGGGUCAGCCAUCUCAUGGGAUGGAAUUAUUGACAGAUGAAAAACUUUGGAACAAUUUUAAAAGAACUUCAAUGGCCUUCUACUGCAGGGAUUUUACCAGAAAAAUCUACCAAGCAAGUUGUGCGGGGACUCCACUCACGUUUCACAGUGGUGCUUUUCCAUUAUGUCAGUUUGCAUUUGUUUUAAAACUUCAGAUCGCCACACUUCAUUGGUCAAAACAAGCCUUAUUCAUUAGGCCUUAAAUUACAGAAAUUCUUCCCCACACACUACAAGUUCAUCACAUUAAAGAGGCUUCCGGCUUCUCAGUAAGAACAUGACAUUUUGAGUCACGGUUAUGACUUCUCUCCCUUGUUUUGUUUUUGUAUUAUAGAAAUAGCACCUUCUUACAGAGUUUUUAUGUGGUUUCUGCCAUAAAUCCUUAUACACAGUAAUAAUUAUAACUUUUGCACAAUACACCAAUCCUAAAGGCAGCUAUAAAAUGUUUACAGUUUCUAUAUUGUAAGAAGGAUCUGGAUUAUUUUAAUCUUCCCAGGCCAAAUGUUCAUGAAUUGUGCUGAACUGAAGUAUGUCUAUACUACAGUUUUGGGGGUCCUGAUGUGCUUUCUAUCGGUUCUUUAUUCAUGUAAAAAGUGACAAAGGGUUGGUGCCUUGUAAAUAUGUAGCAAACCUUUGAUGUGGUGUGUCCUAUGUGUGCAUUAACUUUAUUAAAAAGAGAAUACUUGAGAAGUAUGAAUAUCUAGACAAAAGGUGCCAAAUGCAAAAGUUACUUGCAUCUAUUUUCUUUUUGUCCUCUCAUAUUUUUAUAGUAUUAAUAGAGAUUGUGCAGCUAAGGGGUAACUUCAACAUUUGAAAGGUUCCUCCUCUUCAAAGCAUAACGUGAUUUUUAAUAGUAGCUCGGCUACCUCUAUUUACAACUACUGGAAACUUAAAAGAAAAUAGAUGCUAUUACUCAGUACAUGUUUGAAGAAGAGGCCAGAAGGAGCGUAGAGGGAUGGAAUUGCUCGUGAAGUUGCAGAGUUAACUGUAUCUUCAUUAUAUUGACACGAUGAAAGCAAUUCUAAGUAACGCUCAGAGUUUUCAUCAGCAUGACGUUUUCGGCAGAGGAUGAUUUGGUUGUGCAGGCAGGGUGACUGUUCCCACACUUUUCUGCUGCCACUUGCUCGGUGCAAAUCUGUGUUUGGCUUAAUUUGCCCCUCGAAGUUGCUGAGGGAGAUGAGUUGCUGAGAACUGGUACCUCUGGUGGCUGGCACUUCGGAUAAGCUCCCUUUCGCAUCCUCCAGAUGGACUCUUGUGUCUCAAACUUCCAGAAGAGAAUUCGUGUUGCACUGUACUCUUGGUAUCCUGAAAAAUGCUGACUUGAAAACAGAAAUCAUUCUGGUAGUGAUAGUACAGUAUGUGAUGACAUUUGUGGGCUCGCUCCUUGGUGAAGAGAAGCCGGUGUUUGGCUUGGGCUGAGCUGGGGACGUGCAGCCUCUUACUCCGUAGGGUCUGGCUGGAAUAUAUAUGGGACUGCAGUUUUCUCCCGGUGUCUCGGUGGAUUGGGCAGUUCUAGCUUGGUUAAGAGAGUGAGUUUGGUUACACAGAGAGAACAAAUGAGGGAAAAAAAAAAAAAAAGACACUAGAAAGUUUUGGUGGAGUUUUAAAAUUUUAUUUUCUUUUUAAACUUUCAUUCAAUAUCGUUGAGUUCUUCUGUGCACAGCUUGGUCAAUAAUUCUGGAAAACCUCAGGCAGCAAAAGAGUGACCCAUGUAUAUUCUCAGAUGCAGAAGGAAUUUAAUUUUUGACUUUCUAUAUUAAGCACUGGCUAUUUUAUCUCGCUUUCCAAAAAAUUCUAGUUAGAUGCAAAAUGACUUGAAAAAAAAAAUGCAGAGGUUUAGUUUUUUGAUGAAGGAGAGUAUAUCCUAAAUUGCUCAGAGCAUUAAUACGAGUUUAUGGUACAGUACAAAAAUCACACUUUUUAAUUUUUUAAGGAAUGUUUUGAAUCGGCUGGAAUCCAUUUCUGGACUUGGUUCAGUUGUGGUUUGAUGGGGGGGAAGAAAAGAAGCAGUGCAGAGGCUCUCCUAGUUCUGUGUCGGGCUUUAAAAUAUAAACACCUGUCCUAUCAUCUCGCUCAUAUAUAUGUAUAUAUAUACACACAUAUAUAUUUAUAAGAAAUGUAUUAUUUCUUUGACUGAUCGGUCCUUCUCCAUAUGGUAACCAGGAAUAGCAUGUAUGCAUCCUCUCAUAGUCAGAAUCAUACCCCUUUUAGAUGAGUCCUGUUGAGCUGAUGUAAACACUAUGGUUUCUGUUCUAAAGCCUGAAAAUCUUGAAAUGCAAAAGAAAUGCUUUUCAUAUAUUUCUGACUGGCCGAAGAUCCACUUACUUAUUUAUUUUGUGUAGGGGUUGGGGAGAGAUAAAACACGUGGAUUCCAGAGAAAUCCUUUUAUAAGUUUGUGUAUUUUAGCAGCAAUUAGAAUAAUAUUAAAUAUGUUCUUACCUGUAUCUUUUCUAUGUAAUGAAGUACUGUGAAGAUAACAGUGAAGCAUCACUUUGCUGUGGCGUAAGUAUUAAUCAAACAUGUUACAUGAUUAAGAGCUAGACAGCAGGGUGUGCUACAACAACAGAACUAUUGCUUAUUGUGUAAAAAAAAAAAAAAAACCAACAAAAAAAAGCGCUUUUUUUGUGCAUGAGAACCUUUCUAUAAGCAUGAAAGAAAUAACUUGGUUUUUAGAGAUGUUAUUUUUACUUGGUUUUGCAUCUUUCUCCGAGUUUAGGCAAUUGAUUUCUCGUAGCCUCAUUCUGUGGAAUAAUUACAGUUUCAUCGUAACUUGGACACUUUCUCUCAAAAACCAGAUCCUAUUAGGAACCACUUACGGUUGCAGAAAGCUUAGUACUGACCCAAGAGGUGCAGCAGAAGCAGUAAAAUGAUUUAAACCUUGUACCAUCUCGCUCCCUGAUCCAAACCCCCCGGGGUGCUCAGCCAGCAGUGCGUGAAGUUGCCGAGGCUGAAGGCUGUGCUGCAGAGUCAGGAGUGUAGUCUCUCUUCUUGCACUUUUACCAAAAAACUCCAAAACUCUGCCUAAAAAAAAAAAAGUGUUUGAAGGUCUGAUGAUGUAUGGGGUUCCUGAAGGCUGACAAGGCGUGCAGGCAGGCCAGGGCUUCCUCUGCUGUUGUAGGGUUAAUUCUUGGGGCGUUUGGGUUUUUCUCUAGAUGUGUAUCCUGUGUGAUCCCUCUCCUGGGGCACUCUGAGAGCGUUCAGAGACCCCUUGGAAAACAGGGAUUGCACCCAGAGGGGCUCAACCCCCCUGCCCUCCAUCCUCUGUGGAGAUGGGCCUGAAAGUCUUGUGUGCAUCUGUGUUCCCAGAUUUCUCCUGGCUGGAAAUCUGCCAUCUCUGUAGCGUUCCCAUUGCUUCCCGGGCCAGGGUGUGUGCUCUUGUCUCAGUUCAGCCCAAACUUUGCUGCUUUUUGUUUUCUCUUCCCACCUUCUGUUUUUCUCUUUGCCGUGCUCUUCUUCAGCUUCCCUUUAUUGCCCCUGUAGGUUAUUUAGGAUGCUCUUUUGGAACCUUGUGAUGAAUGUUAUUUUGGCUAAACUGUAAGAUUUAAUUCUUUCUAUGCUUCUUUUUUUCCCCCCCCCAAGACUUUCCAUAUUUUUUUUUUAUAUCCGCCUUACUUUGCUAGCCACAUUCCCAAAUUGCUGGAGGUGGAUUUAACGAAGAUGGAAAGUUGGAGGGUUGGAGUCUUGGCUGCUCUGCACCUCCGUGGCCCCCCGUACCCCGAGAUGUGCCCUGAUGUUGGCUCCCGUUGCGCUCCCUCACGCGCAGCGACGUCAAACACCACUUAGUUCCACCUGGCGUCCCUUAACACGUGUCUGCUGAAUUACUCCUUUUUUCCCCUUGCUUUUUCCCCUGCAGUGAGCGUAACCCUUGUAGAAGCUGGGUGCUUCCAGCCUCACCAGAUAUUUCUAUUUUAAAUAACCCGCGAAACUUUCAGGUUGGUGCUUGAGCUUAGAUGGGUCUGGGCAGUUUUAUCACUCCUCCCCGUCUUAAUAUCACUCCUUUCCCCAUAAACUUAAGCAGUUAUCCCAAUCCCUCCCCACCCUGCAGAUAAACGAGCUGGGGAUAAUCAUGAAGAAAUAGUUUGUGGGGGGGUUUUGGCUGCUUAAAAUUUUGCAUCCCGUUGCAGAUCUUAAUUUUCCCUGAAUGUUUUCUUAAACGUGCACCUCGGCUGUGGGAAAGACUGUGUAGCACCAGAAAGAAGGGACACUGGGGGCUUAGUAAAGAGAGUUUUCAAGUAAUUUAAAAAUUGUGGAAAUACCGACUCCAAUGUGUUGCUUUUGACAAUGUUUGGGGGCUCUUCUGACCACAAAAAAAAAAGCAGGAUGAACCUUGGCGAGCAUUUGAAAAGGCUGCCCCUGGGUGUCUCUGGAGUGUGUCUGACAACCGUUCAAAAUCACGCAGUAUUAACAGGAGAAAAUAAGUUCAAAUCACUAAUUUUUGCUAGGAGCUUGAUUAAUAUUUCGUCUUUAAUCUGAGCGGUGAAUGGCAGGGAAAACUUGAGUAGCUGUAGGUUUAAGGAUGUCUUGUCAGCCCUGACUUGGAAUGUCCUGGCUAUCGUUGGUCUGUGUCAUGAAUUCAAUGUUUUUAAAAAUGUAUUUAUGUGUUUACAUUUCUUGAUUUUAUUAUUAUUAUUUUUUUUUAAACCAUCAUGCAAAGUUUUAUAAAAUGCUAAUUAUUUACAUGAUAGACUGAAGGAGCAGUUAACAAUCCAAGGAUAAAUCUAUAUUUAGUAUUGUAGGGAGCUGUCAUUGUGUUCUUACAAGUAUGUAUUAUAGAAAAUUACUGCGCAUGUGCGAUAGAUAAUUUUCAACUAUUAGUAUAUCAAGAGGUUUACACAUUGAAAAAAAAACACAACCCAACUCUUUAUGUACAGUAAGUAACAGCCUGCAAAAUUUAGUCUCAAAGUUGUCUUUUUUAGUAUUAGAAAUGCAAAAACCUGUUGGAAGCUUGUACAUUUUGAAUAUGUCCUGUUCAGCCCACAGCGAACUUACACAACUGUGCUCUGAAUCCCUGAAAAAAUUAGAUUGCCAGUGGAAUUGCUGUCACAGCCUUAACUCUAGUAUUAUAAAAAUGGUGCUUAAAUACAUUUACGUGCAUGGAUGUGGGUACCUGAUAAGAGUUUGUGAGAAUUUAAAGUAAAACCAAGCAGCUUAGUGCUGCUCUUGCGAGUUAAAACUCCUCGAUAACUGCAGCCACGUUUAGGAAUUGACAAAUGGUGUAAAUAUUUGGAAAAUAUUUAAGCUGGUGGACAAUUAAGCGCAGUUUCCCAGUUUUUGUUUUUGUUUUGUUUUGUUUUUAAUUGGCCAGAACUGCAUAUCUUCCCAGUUUCUGGGUCUGUGGGAGGCAGAGGGGAUGGAUGGGGAGAGAAGCUGCUCCAGGGGCCGGGGGGAGCCUGGGUCCCACCUGGAUAUUCACUGGAGGGGUCGAUGUCCCUGCAACUCCACCACUCCUUGGAAGAUAAAAUCCUCCUUUUUUCUUUGUAAAAAUGCUGCCUCAGAGUGGUGGCUGCUGACAUAUACUCAGAAAUCAAAGUCUGGUGAUUAUUUUUCUGUAGAAAUACUAAUAUAGGCUAUUCCUUCCUCCAUGAGUCGUUAUAGCAGACGUCAUUUAGAAAUACCCGUUAAUGUUUGAGCAGUGAAAUUCACGUGAUUUAGGCUCUCCAGUUCACAUUCUGGAUGAUUUAAAAUACUCCCAAAAUGCACAAAACUAUUAGAAUUGUGUCUCCUUUCUAUAUUGAUUAUUUUUUUUUUCCAGGUGAUAUUUAUGCCCAUAUCUUCACAUCCGCUAUCUCAGGUCCCUAUAAAUGAAUACUUCAGGGAUUUUGAUGCCACUUGUUGGCAGACCAAAUGUAAUAUUUAUAUGCAAUGAGCUGUUAGUUUUUGUAUUGUACAAAUGUAAAUUUGUAAAGAUUUUUUUCUAGAGUUUUUUUGAAGUCACUUAUGUAAUCUAGGAUGUUUCAUUUUCCAGCUGUGGGAUUGUCUUAAUAAAAAACAAAGAUAAACUCUUA
Molecule: messenger RNA, 11255 nt
Organism: Calidris pugnax (ruff)
Lineage: Eukaryota; Metazoa; Chordata; Aves; Charadriiformes; Scolopacidae
Gene: BRWD3
Product: bromodomain and WD repeat domain containing 3
Exons: 36
Coding region: 373-5247 (1624 amino acids)
Biological process (GO): cytoskeleton organization; regulation of cell shape; regulation of transcription by RNA polymerase II
Cellular component (GO): nucleus
Molecular function (GO): protein binding
Source: RefSeq, a predicted model, not a curated record